Molecule: messenger RNA, 1152 nt
Organism: Saitoella complicata NRRL Y-17804
Lineage: Eukaryota; Fungi; Ascomycota; Saitoellomycetes; Saitoellales; Saitoellaceae
Exons: 3
Coding region: 1-1152 (383 amino acids)
Source: RefSeq, a predicted model, not a curated record
AUGCGCCGUCUGAAGCCUUUUCUGUAUUACGAGGCCGACGAGACCGGUGAAGAUGAAGAACUUCUGGAUGAGCAUCGCGCACGGGAGACGGCACUGUGCAAUGCCGAGAAUGGCAUCCUCGCUGUCCUGGGAAUGGUUGAUCCAUCCGACAUUCCACCAUAUCCGAACUCACGAGACACCGCAAGAGCCAUAGGUCGUCAUGCGAGGCAUCUUCAGGAGGCAGAGAAUGAUAUGGGACUCUUUCUAAGUUUGUCGACAAUGAGCAUGUCGUAUCUGAUGAUGUGUCCAUUGGAUACAUUGCGAACGAGACUCCUAACCUUCAAAUUGACGGACUCUAAAUGGUACAUCACUCAAAUCAUUCAACAAGCCUGGGAAACAGGCACCUUCAAACAGCUCUACGCCGGUGUUCCCGCAUUGUUCACGCUACAAGCUCUUUACGUUGGCACUUCGCAACUCGAGAAAUACGUCGUAGCAUGGAUACUUCGAAAGUUGAGGUGUCGAAGAUCAAAUUUAGCUUGGAAAUCCCUACCAAAGCUGCUCGGGCCGGUCGUCAAGAUUCGCGGGAUGGAGCUCUGUCUGUCAUCAAUCUCCUGGCUCGCCCUCUACCCCAUCUACCGCCACGCAACCCUCCAAUCCCUCGGCCUCAUACCCCUCCGUCCCGUCCUCCCACCCCUCUCCUCCUUCAACCCCCGCACCUUCGUCCUCAAAUCCUUCAUACUUUCCCUCGCUGGUCUACACCUCCAUGAUAUUAUCUCUGAGAAAACAACCAGAUGGAUAAGAACAAGGAUACCGAAGCCGAACCGGAAUACGGUGUUGGCGACGCAUUAUCCUGAUGCUGUACUUCACGAGGUCACUGGGUUGAUAGCGAAUAUGGGGUUCGCGGUGGCAUGUGGCACGGUUAUCGACAGAACGCUCGCAUUGGAGCACCUUGCCACUCGUCCACUAAAUGUAGCAUUGGGAUUACAGCCGUUUGGCAUGAUGGGAAUCAAUAGCACCGCACAAUUGAGGCCGGCCGGCAAAAUGGGCCUGGAAGAAUGGAAGAUGCUAUUAACACAGAGUUUGCCGUUGGAGGUCCUCAUGAGGUGGUGCUACAGUCAGGUCAACUAUGUCUUCUCGACGGUAGUUUCGCGGGGAUAUUUCAACAAGGGGUGA